GAACGAGGCUCUGACGGUGCUGACGGUCAACAAGGAGAACCCGGCUUGAUGGGCACUAAAGGCGAGAUGGGCAAGAUGGGACUUCCUGGGGCUCCUGGCAAGCCGGGCCCCAUGGGUCCGGCAGGACUUCAGGGGGACAUUGGCCUCCCCGGCGAGAAAGGAGACAAGGGACAGCUGGGACCAGAAGGUAUCCAGGGACCUACGGGACCUCCGGGGCCGUCCGGGUCGCCGGGACCUGCCGGUCUGCGUGGAUCUCCUGGUCCUGCUGGCGACGUCGGACCCCCGGGAUCGGUCGGUCCUCCUGGUCAAACUGGAAGUAUGGGACCCCCAGGUGACAAAGGCAUGAAGGGUGACAGAGGCAAGCGAGGAUUCAAGGGCCACCAGGGCCCUCUUGGUCGGGCGGGAGCCAAGGGAGACAUCGGCGAGAAAGGGGAGAAAGGGGAAAGAGGAGAGACGGGACUCCCAGGCGUCCCGGGCCCACAGGGCGCCAUCGGACCAGAAGGCCCGAAAGGAGCUGACGGUCCACAAGGAGACCCCGGACCCGAAGGCAUUGCUGGUCCUAAGGGAGUCCAGGGUCCAGCUGGGGCGAAAGGAGAGACAGGACCGCCUGGGUUACAUGGGCCACCGGGACCUCCAGGUGAAGGGCCUCAAAUUCCACCAGAGAUGCUCUUUCAACGAGACCGAUCUCGCUUCAAACGCGACCUCUCCGAAACCAGCAUCGACGACGGCGAGGACAACCAGGAAGACUACGACAACACUGCCAACGAAGAUACCAUCGACAACUCUACACUGCCGGAAAGCCAGAAGAAGAACCGCACGGCCGACAUCCACAAGACGCUCACCCACAUAUACGCCAACGUUUACGUACUGCGUAAGGAAAUCGAGCACCUCCGGCAUCCCGUGGGCUCCAAACGCAACCCCGCCAGGACGUGUCGCGACCUCCGGUUCGCACAUCCGGACUUUGAGGACGGCUGGUACUGGAUAGAUCCGAACCUGGGCGUCGCAGACGACGCCGUCCGCGUCUUCUGCGGCAUCACGUCCGGCGGAGAGUCGUGCGUGUACGCGGACGGAGACGUGAGCUCCGUCCGUUUGUCCAAGUGGGACAAGGGGACGCGGGACGCGAAGAAUAAGACGUCGUGGUUCAGUGAGCUCAAGGGAGGCUUCAAGCUAAGGUACGGUGCGAUCGGGGAUGUUCAGCUUCGGUUCCUUACCCUUCUGAGCACUGAGGGAUACCAGAAUUUCACGCUCGUCUGCACCAACGUGAACGCCUGGUACAGCCAGAAAAGCAAAGACCACGGAAACGCGCUUCGGUUCUUGGGUCACAACGAAGAGCUGAUGACGUAUAAGAAAAACAGUCCUAUGGUAUCCUUGGAUGACUGCCAGUACAGGGACGGCAAGACAAUUUUCGACUUCAAAACCAAGCGACCAGCGACACUGCCACUCGUGGACUUCCAGCCCAUCGACUUCGGAGGGGAACACCAGGCCUUCGGCUUUGAGUUAGGGCCUGCCUGUUUUCGAUAGAAGUCACCGCAAUAAAGUGAACGCUUGCCCAAGUUGGAAGGGAUGGAA
Messenger RNA from Ixodes scapularis (black-legged tick), 1569 nucleotides. RefSeq names its product collagen alpha-1(XI) chain. The coding region runs from base 49 to 1521 and encodes 490 amino acids. The record is from RefSeq and is a predicted model, not a curated record. Gene Ontology annotation, molecular function: extracellular matrix structural constituent. Lineage: Eukaryota; Metazoa; Arthropoda; Arachnida; Ixodida; Ixodidae. The transcript is spliced from 13 exons.